AUGGACGGUCUCAAAGCAGCAUUCGCGAAGGCAAAGGCCGAGAAACGGAGUGCCCUCGUGGGCUACUGGACUCAUGGAUAUCCUACCAUUGAGGAGACCCCAGACAUCAUGCUGGGCAUGCAGCGGGGCGGUGUUGAUGUCAUAGAGCUUGGUCUCGCCUUCACAGAUCCCAUCGCAGAUGGUCCUACGAUACAGAAGUCGAACAAUGUCGCACUUCAGAACGGCGCCACUAUCACAAACGCCCUUGAGCAGGUCACGAUUGCCAAGUCGCGAGGGCUCACAGUGCCGGUGGUGUUCAUGGGCUACUUCAACCCAGUAAUGCGGUACGGUGAAGAUCGGCUACUGAGAGAUUGCAAGAGUGUGGGUGUCAAUGGCUUCAUCAUGGUUGACUUGCCACCCGAGGAGGCAGUUCGGUUUCGAGACAAUUGCACAAAGGCUGGUCUUUCAUACAUCCCCCUCAUUGCGCCGGCGACGUCAGAGAAGCGGAUGAAGCUGCUGUGCAAGAUUGCAGAUUCCUUCAUAUAUGUUGUCUCGAGAAUGGGUGUCACAGGAGCAACGGGCACGCUCAACACCAAGCUACCAGAGCUGCUCGAGCGCGUACACCAGUAUUCUGGCGGCGUCCCAGCGGCAGUCGGCUUCGGCGUCAGCACAAGAGACCACUUCUUGUCAUUAUCAGCUAUCACAGAAGGUGUGGUCAUCGGCUCACAGAUCGUCAUCACUAUUGGAGAGAACCCCGGCAAUGCCUCGAAAGCCGUCGAAGACUACUGCAGUCAGAUCACAGGCCGCAAGAUCGGCGACGCCAACCCCUCUAACGGCAACACCAGAGAAGUUGGCAUAGUCGAGAUCAUGGAUGGAGCCAAGGAGCCAAACGAGAAAACCGUCAACGGGCUCAACGGCCACCACGUUACAGUCGACGAAGUCGUCACAGACGCCGACCGUUCCGGCCCAGGCCUCGCAGACCAACUUGACGCCCUCAACUCAACCACCAACGGCACGGAACCCAAACCCGAAGCCAUUCCCGCCCAAUUCGGCCAAUUCGGCGGCCAGUACGUCCCCGAGUCCCUCAUGGAUUGUCUCGCCGAGCUCGAAGAUGGCUUCCAGGCCGCCAAAGCCGAUCCUAAAUUCUGGGAAGAAUAUCGCUCAUAUUACCCCUACAUGGGCCGCCCCUCGAAUCUCCACCUUGCCGAGCGACUCUCCGAAGCCGCCGGCGGCGGUGCCAACAUCUGGCUGAAGCGCGAAGAUCUCAACCACACGGGCUCGCACAAGAUCAACAACGCCCUUGGCCAGAUCCUCCUCGCCCGCCGACUCGGCAAGACGCGCAUCAUAGCUGAAACAGGCGCUGGUCAGCACGGCGUCGCCACCGCCACUGUCUGUGCCAAAUUCGGAAUGGAAUGCACCAUCUAUAUGGGUGCCGAGGACGUCCGCCGGCAAGCUCUGAACGUCUUCCGCAUCAAGCUCCUCGGCGCCAAAGUCGUGGCUGUCGAAGCCGGCAGCCGCACUCUACGCGACGCCGUCAACGAAGCCCUUCGCGCGUGGGUCGUGGAUCUAGACACAACGCACUACAUCAUUGGCAGCGCCAUCGGUCCCCACCCCUUCCCCACCAUUGUCCGGACCUUCCAGUCUGUCAUCGGCAACGAGACGAAAGAACAAAUGAAGCAGCUCACUGGCCGCUUGCCAGACGCCGUUAUUGCUUGCGUCGGCGGCGGGUCCAACGCAGUCGGCAUGUUCUACCCCUUCUCCUCCGACCCCAGCGUCAAGCUCCUGGGCGUCGAAGCCGGCGGCCACGGUGUUGAGUCAGGCAAACACUCCGCCACGCUGUCCGGCGGCUCAGUCGGCGUCCUUCACGGUGUGCGCACGUACGUUUUACAGAACGAGCACGGCCAGAUCCAGGAUACGCACUCCGUCUCCGCUGGGCUGGACUACCCCGGGGUGGGCCCUGAGCUGUCGAGCUGGAAGGACUCGGACAGAGCGAAGUUCGUCAAUGCUACAGAUGCGCAGGCGUUCAGGGGUUUCCGCACGUUGAGCGAGACCGAGGGGAUCAUCCCGGCACUGGAGACGAGCCAUGCUAUCUGGGGAGCUAUGGAACUGAGUAAGACGAUCGGCAAGGAUGGGGACAGGAAGCGGGAUAUCGUCGUAUGCUUGAGCGGGAGGGGGGACAAGGAUGUGCAGAGUGUUGCGGAUGAAUUGCCUGUCUUAGGUCCGGAGAUUGGAUGGGAUCUGAGGUUUUGA
Messenger RNA from Cyphellophora attinorum, 2229 nucleotides. Its product is annotated as Tryptophan synthase. The record is from RefSeq and is a predicted model, not a curated record. Bases 1 to 2229 code for a protein of 742 amino acids. Gene Ontology annotation, cellular component: cytoplasm. The transcript has 2 exons. Gene Ontology annotation, molecular function: tryptophan synthase activity. NCBI's taxonomy places the organism in Eukaryota, Fungi, Ascomycota, Eurotiomycetes, Chaetothyriales, Cyphellophoraceae. Gene Ontology annotation, biological process: L-tryptophan biosynthetic process.